Molecule: messenger RNA, 9607 nt
Organism: Mobula hypostoma (lesser devil ray)
Lineage: Eukaryota; Metazoa; Chordata; Chondrichthyes; Myliobatiformes; Myliobatidae
Product: tyrosine-protein phosphatase non-receptor type 3-like
Exons: 26
Coding region: 193-3027 (944 amino acids)
Biological process (GO): protein dephosphorylation
Cellular component (GO): cytoplasmic side of plasma membrane; cytoskeleton; cytoplasm
Molecular function (GO): protein tyrosine phosphatase activity; cytoskeletal protein binding
Source: RefSeq, a predicted model, not a curated record
GAGGCUUCCUCAGAAGCAGCUGUCAUCGCUGAAGUUUUAAUGACGACAAGCUGCUGUUCCUGUACUUUGGGAGUGCGUGGUCAAAGUACAGUCGGGAGGAGGUGAAGGUGGACGCGGUGCGCGCGCAGCAUCGUGUUAGCAUUUCCAGGGAUUGGGAAGGACGAAAAAUAGCGAUGCAGGUGAAGCGAUAACAUGAAGGAAGAUAUCGGAGGUGUAGUGAUGACAUCACGAUUUCGUGUGCUUAGUGGGAAGCCAAACCAUAUGCGUGUUCUCGAGAUGCCAAGAGACAAACAUCGAUCAGAAGUUGUCUGCAAUGUUCAUUUUCUGGAUGAUAAUGUGCAGAGCUUCAAAGUCAAUAAACAAGACACUGGUCAAGUUCUGUUGAAUAUGGCCUAUAAACACCUGGAAUUGAUUGAAAAGGAAUAUUUUGGUUUACAGUUUAUAGAUGAUUCAAUAGAGUGCCCUAGGUGGCUUGAGCCAAGCAAACCUAUCCGGAAACAGCUUAAAGGCGACGCACUUAAUUUUCGAGUGAGAUUUUUUGUAACUGACCCAAAUUCUCUACAACAAGAACAGACAAGGCAUCUGUAUUUUUUACAACUGAGGAAAGAAUUUAUUGAUGGAAGAUUGCCUUGUCCACACAGUAAAGCAAUCUUACUUGCUUCCUAUGCAGUCCAAUCUGAACUUGGCGAGUACAAUCCUUCUGAGCAUCAUCCUGGGUACAUUGAAAGUUUUCACUUUAUGCCUGAUCAAAACCAAGACUUUCAUACCAAAGUGAUGUCUUUGCACAAACAACACAGAGACCUUAAACAAUCUGAAGCAGAACUUGGAUAUUUAACUAAAGCAAAAGCCCUUGAAUUUUAUGGUGUGGAGUUACAUAAUGCAAAGGAUCAAGAAAAUUUAGAGGUGAAGAUUGGAAUAUCCUCUGGAGGCCUCAGUAUAUAUAGAAAUUUGGCUCGAAUCAAUUUUUAUCCCUGGGUAAAUAUAAUGAAGAUUUCAUUCAAGAGGAAACGAUUUUUCAUUCAGUUAAGACAAAAUCCUAAUAAAUCCCAAGAGAGUAUUGUUGGAUUUAAUAUGCUCAAUUAUAGAGCAUGUAAAAUCCUUUGGAAAUCUUGUGUAGAACAUCACACAUUCUUUCAAGCAAAGCAGCCACCAUCUCGAGAGAAAAAAGUAUUUGCAGACUAUUUUACACUUGGGAACAGAAGCCAGAACAGGACAAACAAAAAUCAGUCAUGCCAUCGUGUCAUUGGUGGAAUGGUGUGGAAUCCAAUACUAAGGAAGUCUGUAUCUGUGGAGCAAAUGGAAACCAGAAGUCUUCCUUCUCGUUCUCCACCAUCUACACCUGAUUGGCCAAGUCCAAGAGUGAGGCAUAAUGCUCAAAAGCCACGGCAUUCCUCCGUAGAUAACCUUGCCACCGAGAUGGCAUACAUCACAGAAAGUGAAGAGGUGUUUUAUAACUACAAGGCAAACAUUCCCACCAAAGCAACUAAAAUUGAUGCAGAGUCCAAUCCAAAAUCUGCAUCACACAGCUGGACAUUUGAAGAGGUGCAAGCGCAGGUUGCUGAUACUAUAAAAAGGCAACAGCAAUCACUAACAUGUUCAGUGAACGGUGUAGACACUAACAGUCCAAAAGAUGAUCUCUGUAUUUCCCAUCAAUCGGCUGGCAUUGAUUUGCAAUUUCUUGAGACCUGUGAAUCGAUGGCACCAGGAGCAACUGAGGAUGAAAUGGCACAAUGUCAAUUCUACUGUGAAUACAAGAUUGACACAGUAAGACGUGAACAUGAUUUGCUUUUGGUUCGAAUGAAGCCAGAUGAAGAAGGAAAGUUUGGCUUCAAUUUAAAGGGUGGAGCUGAUCAAAAGAUGCCUCUUAUUGUCUCAAGAGUAAACCCAGGAUCACCUGCUGACAUUUAUACACCCAAACUGAAUGAAGGGGAUCAAAUCUUGUUGAUCAAUGGCAGAGAUAUCUCUGAACAUACACAUGACCAAGUUGUUAUGUUUAUAAAAGCAAGCAGAGAAUCACACUCCAGAGAACUAGUACUUCUGGUCAAACGUGAAGUUGCAAGCAGUCAUUCGGAGGGAAAAAUGGAAGAUGGAACAGCUUUUCAAUGUUCUCCCAGUAAUUCCAUAUUACCCCCUUGUGCUGAAUAUGGUGAAUCAUUGGAAGAAUCAAUGGCUCAGCUUCGACAGGGUCUUGAAACUGGAGCAGUACUAAAUCAGUUUGACCAACUGUACAGAAAAAAACCUGGUUUCGUCAUCUCAUGUGCAAAAAUGACGAAGAAUGUAGACAGAAACCGAUAUAAAGAUGUAUUACCCUAUGAUGUCACAAGGGUUGUAUUAAAUGGAACAGAAGAUUAUGUUAAUGCCAGUUAUGUAAAUAUGGAAAUCUGUUGUACCUCUAUUCUAAAUAAGUAUAUUGCAGCCCAAGGUCCACUUUCACAUACCUGUUCUCAUUUUUGGCAAACUGUCUGGGAGCAAGGGUCAUCGUUAAUUGUCAUGUUAACAACAUUGACAGAAAGAGGACGGGUAAAAUGCCACCAAUAUUGGCCAGAUCCUUCAGAAGUGUGCAAAUAUGGCAAUUUUCAGGUGAUGUGUCACUCAGAAGAUUGUAGCAUCGCAUAUGUUUUCAGGGAAAUGACACUGACUAAUUUGGAGACAGGAAUGAAACGUGUUGUCACUCAUCUUCAAUAUGUAGCGUGGCCUGAUCAUGGGGUUCCUGAUGACUCAAUGGACUUCUUUGACUUUGUGACUUUUGUAAGAAAGAAACGGAUUGAAAGGGACAAUGAGCCAAUUAUUGUUCAUUGCAGUGCUGGAAUUGGUCGAACUGGUGUUCUUAUUGCCAUGGAGACAGCAAUAUGUUUGAUUGAAAAUGACCAACCUGUAUACCCUUUGGAUAUUGUUAGACGAAUGAGAGAUCAGCGAGCUAUGAUGGUACAAACAUCGAGUCAGUACAAAUUUGUAUGUGAAGCCAUCCUACGUGUAUAUGAGGAAGGUUUAAUUCGACCAUUGGAAGCAUGCCACAAAGCAAGUUAGAACUGUUGCUGGAAAAUGUGAAAAUAGAGUGCAAACAUCAUUCGAUUCUUGGCCCUCUUCAGAAAUCUAAGAGGAAACGAACUGGAUAAUUAAACAGGCCUGGCACUUCAUCAUGUUUCAAUAAGGAAUAUUUUUGUUUAAAAAAGAUGCUAUCUUUUAGUAACUUUUUUUUAUUCAAAGGAACUCACUGUAUCAUGAAACUGAAAAGAUGACAGCAAUUAAGUUUAAUCCAAACAGCAAUUAGCUCAUCUAAAGAUUAAAAAUAGAGAAAAUAUUGUAUGUCUUGUUAAAGCUGUUGAUAUUUUCAUUUAAUCAAUCAACAAUUAUUGAUCAGAGCAGUUCUUCACCACCUUGCCUCAGGAAUUAAUGCUCUUGAAUCAAGACUAAGUACUGGAGCCAGGUGGACCCAAACCAAACAUUGGUAAGCAGAUUAUUAUCAAAUGUAGCUUUGUCAAUAAUACUUUUCGUCAUCUUACCAAUCAUAUGAGUACAGUGAUGGGUUGCUGAUCAGUUAUAUUUUAUUUGUCUUGCUUUUUGCAAACCAAGCAUAUUUUGAGCAGGUUUCCAUAUAUUUAAGCAGAUGCUAGUGUUGCAACACUACUAAAGAUUUUACUAAAGUUGCAGCUAAUUUGGCACCCAGUCUUCAACACUGCAUCUAUGGCAUUGUGAGUCCUAGACCCAUUGCUAUAUUCAGUGUCCUUCAGCCAUUUAUUAAUAGUACACAGUAUGACUGAAUCAAGUUAGUUAAGUACUGGCAUUAAUGGUUGUGAGGGCCUUUGGAACAAUCUGGGACUGAACUUUCAUUCAGCAGUUACGGCUAAAGAUGGUCCAAGUGCUAUAAUCCAUCAUUGUUGAAUUUCAGAGAUUCUUGGAGCUGUCUCCUCCAUUAGUUGCUUUGUUGUCAAUUUGUCUACUGUCAUUCAUUACUCGUCUGCAAAUUUUUCAUCAGACAUUUUUUGUAUUGAUAAACUGAGGAGCAAGCUUGAUUUGUAAUGAAUAAUAUAACUGUCUCUAACUUUGACCCUUGAAGGUAGCUUUGAAUCUCCUCCAUAACUCUAUCUGAAAUUGUCUGGGGUAGCAGUGGUAAAGAGUAAUCAGUUGGGUAUUGUGAUGUGCAGCCAAUUUAAUCUGAUUUUUCCAUUACUACCCCCACCACAGGAUAUCUAGUGACCAUCAAAUGAAAAUGUUGUCCACUUCUAGCUCUAUGAGCCAAACCAUUAUGGAAGCAUCCUUUCCUAUCAUCAUCUACUUGCUGAAAUAGUUUGGGGCCUUGGUAAUGCUGGAAUCCUAAUCCCAAAACUUCAGAGAUAAGAUUAUGUAAAUCCAUGCUUUCUUUGGCAAGUCAUUUUCUGAAUUCAAUGUUCCUCCUACUCCUAAUAUAAAAAUGAAUGUGCAGUAUGUUGUAUCUAUAAAUUUAUAUGUCAUAAUUGUCCUUCAUAUUAAGAGAAUGAACAUCAGAUUCAGAUUUCAGGUUCAUAUUUAUUUAUCACAUAUGCAUCAACACUUAGAAUUGCAUCAUUUGUAUUACAUUCAAGUCCCAUAGGAAUGUGGAGCGACACACACAAAAUGCUGGAGAAACUCAGCAGGUCAAGCACCAUCUAUGGAGAUGAAUAAACAGUUGGUGUUUUGGGCCAAGACCCUUCUUCAGGACUGGAAAGGAAGGGGGAAGAUGCCAGAAUGAAAAAGUAGGGAAGGGGAAGAUGGAUAGCUAGAAGGUAAAGGGAGAAGAAGGAAGCUGAUAGGAGAGGAGAGUAGACCAUAGGAGAAAGAGAAGAAGGAGGGGCACCAAAAGGAAGUGAUAGGCAGGUGAGAAGAAGAGGUAAGAGGCCAGAAUGGAGAAUAGAAGAAGAGGGAAGGGGGAGAGAAUUUUUUUACUGAAAGGAAAAAACUGAUUUUUGAGCCAUCGAGUUGGAGGCUACCUAAACGUAGUAUAAAGUUUAUUAGGAAUAUGCUGGGGAUAGCCCACAGAUGUCUCCAUAUAUUCUGCAUAACAAGCCCGCAUGUCCCUCAUAUUAAGAAAAAAAAUCUCAUGGAGAAAUUGUGAAGGUCAUUCAUUCUUCAAUGUAGUUGCUCAUUAUACAUCAAGCUUGCAUUGUAUGACCGUGUCUCAACUCUUAAUGUUUGUGAUCCAAAAAAUAUGCAGUCAGCAUAUCACAAUCAUGCUGCAAUGUCUGGUUAGGAUCUUCAGAUUUCAAUCUAAAAGAAUUAUAAGAAAGAUGUCAACAAGAUAGAGAGAAUACAGAGAAGAUUUACUAGAACAUUACUUGGGUUUCAUCACCUAAGUUACAGAGAAAGGUUGAACAAGUUGGGUCUUUAUUCUUUGGAGCAUAAAAGGUUGAGGGGGGACUUGAUAGAGGUAUUUAAGAUUAUGAGGGGAAUAGAUAGAGUUGACGUGGAUAGGCUUUUUCCAUUGAGAGUGGGGGAGAUUCAAACAAGAGGACAUGAGUUGAGAGUUAAAGGGCAAAAGUUUAGGGGUAACAUGAGGGGGAUCUUCUUUACUCAGAGAGUGGUAGCUGUGUGGAACAAGCUUCCAGCAGAAGUGGUUGAGGUUCAGGUUCAAUGUUGUCAUUUAAAGUAAAAUUGGACAGCUAUAUGGACAGGAAAGGAAUGGAGGGUUAUGGGCUGAGUGCUGGUCGGUGGGACUAGGUGAGAGUAAGCGUUUAACACGGACCAGAAGGACCAAGAUGACCUGUUUCCGUGCUGUAAUUGUUAUAUGGUUAUAUAAUUAAAAUAAUUUUUAUUUGUUUAAAAUAACACUAGUCAAACACUGAUUAAAAUAAUACUGAAUAACCUAUGUAAAUUUUCUUAAAUACCUAAGCUGCAAUUUAUUUUGAAAAUCAUUUGACAGUAUCCACUGUGAUGAAAUAUCAUAAUCACAAGUAAAUGUAAGUAUACUGUGGUAUUAAGAUGCCAUUAUUUAAUACAAUGGAAUAACGGAGGCAUUUUUGUUCACUGAUACUUUUGCUAUGCUAAUCUAUUUAAACUAACUUUUUAAACUGAUUGAAAUUGGUCAAAACUUGAGAAUAGCAAAUAUGCAAUGUCAUAAUCUAUUUAAUAAUGAUGCAUUGGAGAAAAUGAACAUAUAUGUCUCUUGUACCUGAAUAUUCUUGGACAUCUAGUGAAUGUUGACUGUUGUGCCUGGUUUAAGACCAUAAGGCAUAGGAACAGAAUUGUGCUAUUCAACCCAUCAACUUUUCUCCUCCUUUUGAUCAUGACUGAUUAAUUUUCCUCUCAACCCCAUUGUCCUGCCUUCUGCCCACAAACUUUAACACCCUUACUAAUCAAGAACCUAUCAACCUCUGCUUUAAAUUUACCCUGUGACUUGGCCUCCACAGCCAUCUGUGGCAAUGAAUUCCACUGAUUCACCACUUGUCACUAAAGAAAUUCCUCCACAUCUCUGUUCUAAAGGGGUGUCCUUCAAUUCUGAGGCUGUACCCUCUUGUACCAAGAUUCUGCUGCUGAAUCCUUCUUCACAUAAAUAAGAACAAUGUUGAUAGAGGAAGCUACAUUGCUUUCAUGCUAAACCAGAAGUCAAUUAAAGCUAGUGAAAAAAGUGAAGAUCAAAGUGCCCAAUCACAUAACAGUUUCAUGAGCUAAUUAACUUCAUUUGAUGGCAGGUUCAUCACAUGAAGAUGACAGAGAAAUUAGGUGAACAUCUUAUCCAGACCAGACAUAUCAAGGAAAUAUCCAAAGCUCUCUGAUAUUUGUAGAACGGCAAUCAUGAUCAGUGUUUCAGGUUUAAUCCCAUAGGACUUUGGGAGGAGGACUGAAAGAGGUCAGAUAACUAAGAUUUUCAAAAUCCUUUGAUAGAGUCACCAAGCAUGCAGCCAAGAAUGUGUUUUUGUCCUGCUCUCUCCCCCUCUCUGAUGCCCUCUUUGGCCCCCCCCAACUCAAUUCAUAGUAGAAUAAUAACCAUAAUCAAAUCAAUGAAAGACCAUACCAACUUGGGUGUUAAACCAGUAGGCAAAACACUAAAGUAUCCCAAGGGAUUUUUUGUCUUCGUGCAUCCCAAUAAGAACAUUGAACAAUUCUUGGCCAUUUUGUAAUUUGGAAGAAAACAAACAAACGAGUAAAUGUUGCAUGCUUUAAGUAAAAAAUGUGCAUUGUCUUUCAGUGCUGGAGACUGAAAAGAAAAUGCCUCUGCUUGAUAGAGGCAUUCUUCUAAUGUGUCUUCUAGAUUUGCAACAAUUGCUUCCACUCUUUACCGGUCUCUUCCUUUUUUAAGAAUGUUUGUUUUUUGGCUGUGUUUUCUCCUGAUAAAAUUCUGGCCAUGUCAAUAGCACCUUUCAUUGCACCUGUACAUACACAUGCAUAUGACAAUGAGCUUGACUUUGACUUUUAAAAGAAAAUGAGUCUAACAUUUCUCUAAGUGAAAGCUUCUUGCAUGGAACAAUAGAAUAAUUCAUUCCAAGUGUCAUUAUGUGGUAGUAACCAAGUUAUUGAAAAAACUAGAAAAAAAUCACAGAUGCUUAAAAUCAGAAAUAAAACCAAAUCAGACAGCAUCUAUGAAAAAGGAAAUAGUUAAUAUUUCAAGUAAAAGAUCCUUCGGCUGAUGGAAGUCCCUUCAACUUUAAGUGUUAAUACUGCAUAUGGAUAUAAAUUUCCUAAUUUCGCUUGUGUACACCUGGCUCUGAUUUUUAGAUAAUGCUGCAACCAGCAGGGAUAAUUUUUACUAUCCUGUUUAUUACUUUUACCAUCUUAUAAACCCUGUUCAGUACAAAGCAUGACGGUUUUAUGAUGCAAAACAUAUCAGUGGAAAACAGGUUUAACACACUUUUAUUAGAUGCCUGUGGUACAAUUGUGAGCCUUGUUUAAGGGUAAUUGCUUUUAUGCAGGGUUCUGGGGGGUUGGGAAAUACACCUGUGUAAGGUGGUGAGAAAUACCAUUCCAGAAGAUAAGUGCCUUUUUUUUUAGCAUCCCUUGUGGAUAAGGAGAAGCAGAUAUGCUUGCCACAGCCCCUCAGCAUAGGCUUUGGCUUUGCAUCAUGUUUAGAUAUGAUCUUAAUCAGUUUUGUCUAUGCCACAUCUGCAAUCAUCAAAUAAAAGCUAUCCCUCUCCCUCUUCCCACCCUCUCACUCGCCCCACUCAAUCCAUAGUAGAAUAAUAAUCAUAAUAGAAUCAAUGAAAGACCGCAUCAACUUGGGCAUUAAACUAGUAGGCAAAAGAAAACAAACUCUGCCAAUACAAAAAGUACCAAUACUUUGUAGAUAGUUCCUAAGCUCUGAGCGGUGACAGCAUCUGCAUUUCACAUUAAUUGUGGAAAUAAAUUACAACUAUUAUUUAUAAAAUCUAUACUUUCUCCCCUAUCUGCAACUAAAUUGAAUAAAAUAAAUCAAUGCAUUUUAUAGAUUAUAUUACAUGCAUUACGAUAUUAUUAAUUUGGAAUAAUAGGCCCAGUACCUUGUAAAAUAUACUGCUUAUUCUCAGUUAUUCAAGAUACUAUUCUUAUAUAAGAUAGACUGGAAAUCAAAUGCACUGAAAUGUCUGCCAGAACAGUUUUUUUUAAUUAAGGUUAAUAUUAAGACUAAUGAUUAUUAAUAUAGCACUGGUCACUUACCAUAUUUUGAAAUUUAGUUGAAUGUAUCAAGCAUCAAGGUAAUUCUUCGAGCUACUUGUGUCUCAAAUCUUAUGGACACAUAUUUGUGAAUUUGGUCAAUGACCAUGCAUCAUCCUCCUCUAUUUAUUUUUGUUUUGUUUGUUGUAUGUCUAAUUCUGAGAGAUGGAAUUUACUAUUGGUAUCUUCAUUUCAGAUUCAACAAUGAUCUGGAGUUAAAAAUUAUGCUGCAGAAUCCUUUAUGUAACAUUGAACAGUACUAUAAACACUUUAUUGCUUAAACUGUAUGUGACUAGUCAAUUUGUUCUUUAAUAUUAAGAAUGGUCAAUUUGCCAUUUUGACUUUUCAUAAUGUAACAUUUUUAUUGAUAUGUAUGUAUGUAUGACAAAAUAACCUGAUUUUUUUUUCUUUCCUUCCUUAUCAUGGCAAAUACUGUCUUUUAGUUAUUGCGUUAUGGUGACUACUAAGAUUCAGAAUGCUACUCAGUUUCUGAGAGUGCAUUGGUGAUGCACGUAUUUUUGUAACACAAUGAUUCAUUCAAGUUCAGUAUGAUUAUCUGCCAUUGUGAGAAUUAAGUAAUUAAAUUGUGAUUGUGAAUAAUUUUUAAAUCUGAACUAAUAUCUUAAAACACUGAACAAUCAUUAAAUUCUAACCUGGUGUUCAUAUUUUCUACAUUUAAAUUAUUGAGAUAGGAAUGUACCUAAAUGAAUGUAAUAAAGCAAAAGAUCUGUUUUAUUUUUGUAGCUUUAUUCAAAAUUAAUAAUAGUCAUAAUAUUACUUGUCUAAAGUUGUUGGGAAAUGUGCUUCAGCAUGAUCAGAUUUUAAGUCUCAUAUUUUUGGUUGACUUAUGUCAGUAUGCUGUAAGAAAAUAGUGUUUAAUUGGUACAAUAAAGUUUUGCUUAUUCCUAAAUACAGUGUGCCUUUUGAGGAAUGUAUUGAAACACAUUAACACUUCUGCUGAAGCUACAGGACAAUGUUAAAAAAGGAAGAGUUAAAAGAAAAAUAAUGACAAAUGUUCAAUAUAAGU